Penicillium nucicola is the source of this 1563-nucleotide messenger RNA. RefSeq lists its product as uncharacterized. The record is from RefSeq and is a predicted model, not a curated record. The transcript has 3 exons. Lineage: Eukaryota; Fungi; Ascomycota; Eurotiomycetes; Eurotiales; Aspergillaceae. Bases 1 to 1563 code for a protein of 520 amino acids.
AUGUACAAGUACAUCUCCACUCUCUUGCUGCCAAUUGUGGCCUCUGUGGCCUCUAUGGCCUCGGCAGUGCCGUCGUCACACUUGACCUCGAUGCCCUCCGUGUCCCUGGACUACAGCACUAUCAAAGCAGCAGCAGGAAAUGAUACUUUGGGCUACUACAAAUACCAGAAUAUUCGAUUCGCCGCCGUUCCAACCGGCAACCUUCGCUUUGCAAAGCCAGAAUGGCCUUCGGUCGAGUCAAUAAUUAAUAACGGGACCACCCAUGCCAGCGCAGAUGUAGACUGUGCUUCCACAGAAGACUGUCUAUACAUGGACGUGUAUGCGCCAGCCAACGCAAAGGGAAAGAAGCUACCCGUGGUGGUGUUCACCUACGGAGGAGGCUUUACAAGUGGUUCCAAGUUCAAAAGUACGCCUGAAGGGCUCUACGACCUCUCCAAAGACUUUGUGUUCGUGGCCUUCAAUUACCGUCUCGGAUUGACCGGCCUCGCCAACUCUGUAAGUCUCACACAUCAAGGCGCCACCGACAAUGUCGCCCUGUACGAUGUCGAGCAUGCAUACAAGUGGGUGAAGAAGUACAUCGGCAAGUUCGGCGGGAACCCAGACGAUGUUACCGCAAUGGGAUUCUCCGCUGGAUCGAGCAUGGGUCUGUUCAUGCUCACUCGGUAUGGCGGCCAUAACGAGCAGCUUUUCCACAAAGCGUACUUCACGUCUCCUGGCUACGUCCCAGGUGCCGGCCACCACCAGGGAGAGGCUUUCUGGCAGAAUGUCUCAACCGCUGCUGGCUGCAGGGGGGGUGAUCUCUCCUGCAUGCGCCAGGUCUCCUUCGCCAACCUCACCGAUGCGGCAACGGAUGUCCAGACCAACUAUGAAUACCAAUUCCAGCCUCGUGUCGAUGGGGACUUCGUUGCCGAUACUUAUGAGUCUCAGUUCUACCAGGGCCGCUUUAAGUGGGAUGGACCUCUGGUCAUUACGCACGAAGAACACGAGAAUAAUGGAUCCCCUACAAGCGGUGUGAACACUACUGCCGACAUCAGAAGCGAGCUUCGUUCUUUCUUCCCGGCUAUUACCGACGAUGUCAUUGACGAGCUCCUCGAGCUCUACCCCGAAUCGGACUACUCCAGUGCUGGCUACCGCUUCGCGGAUAUGAGACAGUCUUUUGAUUUGACUGCCCAUGACUACGCUCUUACCCGAGCGCUGAACAACAACACUUGGAAUGCCGAGGUUUCCCUCAAUCAAGCCGUCCAUGGAACUGACCAGAGCUACUAUUGGUACAGCACCUACUCUCUCGUAGCGAAGCCUGCUGCCAAGCAGUCUGCUGGCUCAGGUGUCACAAUUGCAGGCAACAUUACACCGAAUCCUGCGAUUGCUCGCAAGAUGCAGAAGUAUCUCCUUUCCUUCAUCCUGACCGGAAACCCCAACACAAAAUGGGCCAACGACAAGAUCUACUGGCCCAAGUACGGAAGUAAUGCUACGGAAGUUGUUUUCAAUACUACCAUGUACACCAAGAAGGACGAUCUCGCUACUGCUAAGAGCGUGUACUGGAAUAAGGCUUUGUGGCACUGA